UGCUCUUUUUACAUCUUGUCUCUUAAACAGAUGGCGGCGACAAAAGUUCCAGAAGUUCGUGAUAUCACACGAAUUGAGAGAAUUGGUGCACAUUCUCAUAUUCGUGGCCUUGGUUUGGACGAUGCUUUGGAGCCCAGACAGGUGUCCCAGGGGAUGGUGGGUCAGCUGGCCUCCCGUCGGGCGGCCGGCGUCAUCCUGGAGAUGAUCAAAGACGGACACAUCGCCGGCAGAGCCGUUCUUAUCGCGGGCCAACCUGGCACAGGAAAGACGGCCAUUGCUAUGGGGAUCGCCCAGUCUCUCGGCCCCGAUACUCCUUUCACAGCGCUGGCAGGAAGUGAGAUCUUCUCCCUGGAAAUGAGCAAGACGGAGGCGCUGAGCCAGGCGUUUAGGAAAGCCAUCGGUGUGAGGAUCAAGGAAGAGACAGAGAUUAUUGAAGGAGAAGUGGUGGAGAUCCAGAUCGACCGCCCAGCCACUGGAACUGGUGCCAAAGUGGGUAAACUGACUCUAAAGACGACCGAGAUGGAGACAAUAUACGACUUAGGAAACAAGAUGAUCGACAGCCUCAGUAAAGAGAAGGUCCAGGCCGGAGACGUCAUCACUAUCGACAAAGCCACCGGAAAGAUCAGCAAGUUGGGACGUUCCUUCACCAGAGCCAGAGAUUAUGACGCCAUGGGAGCUCAGACGCAGUUCGUCCAGUGUCCAGAAGGGGAGCUGCAGAAGAGGAAAGAGGUGGUCCACACCGUUUCCCUCCAUGAGAUCGACGUCAUCAACAGUCGGACUCAGGGCUUCCUGGCGCUGUUCUCCGGAGACACCGGCGAGAUCAAGUCUGAAGUCCGCGAGCAGAUCAACGCUAAAGUGUGCGAGUGGAGAGAAGAGGGAAAGGCCGAGAUCAUCCCAGGGGUUUUAUUUAUUGAUGAGGUCCACAUGCUGGACAUCGAGUGUUUCUCCUUCCUGAACCGAGCCCUGGAGAGCGACCUGUCCCCGGUUCUGAUCAUGGCCACCAACAGAGGCAUCACUCGUAUCCGUGGAACCAACUAUCAGAGUCCACACGGAAUCCCCAUCGACCUUCUGGACCGCCUGCUCAUCAUUGCCACCUCGCCCUACAACGAAAAGGAGACCAGGCAGAUCCUGAAGAUCCGGUGCGAAGAGGAGGACGUGGAGCUGACGGAGGAGGCUCAGACCAUCCUGACGCGCAUCGCCCUGGAGACGUCGCUGCGUUACGCCAUUCAGCUGAUCAGUACGGCUGCCCUGGUGUGUCGCAAACGCAAGGGGACGGAGGUUCACGUGGACGACAUAAAGAAAGUGUAUGCUCUGUUCCUGGACGAGGCCCGCUCCUCCCAGUACAUGAAGGAGUACCAGGAUUCAUUCCUGUUCAACGAAACACAGUCCACUUCCAUGGACACGUCCUAACGUCCACUGUUCUGUCAAACAUUCUGAUUGGUGGUCAUCCUCCUGUCGUCCAAUCAGAACGGAGUUUCUCUUCAAUAUGAAUUAGAAUGAAAUCCAUUCAUUUUUCUGCCAUUUGACCCCUUUGUUUUCUUCACGUUUAAUUCUAUUCUUCACUUUUGUUGCAUAAAUGCCUGAAUUUAAAUCCUGUGCAGCGUCGUGGCCUUUUUGCAGAACAUCCAUUCAUUCCCUCAGUUUGUUUUUUGUCCAGUUUCCUUCUGUUUAUUUUGGUGAAAAUAAUUAAACCGGUUUUUCUACUUGGA
Molecule: messenger RNA, 1709 nt
Organism: Sphaeramia orbicularis (orbiculate cardinalfish)
Lineage: Eukaryota; Metazoa; Chordata; Actinopteri; Kurtiformes; Apogonidae
Gene: ruvbl2
Product: RuvB-like AAA ATPase 2
Exons: 13
Molecular function (GO): ATP-dependent activity, acting on DNA; ATP binding; ATP hydrolysis activity
Source: RefSeq, a predicted model, not a curated record